GCACCAGUACUUCUCAGCCCAGCGAUCCCGACCAUCGCAAACCACCGUCACCUUCCGAGUCCUUACUGAGAAAGACCCACCCCCCGAGAGAGAGCGAGACGCAAACCCUGACUGACCGCCAGGAUGAGUCGCAGCCCAGAGAGGAUUUCCUCCUACCGCCGGCAUUUUGAAGAAUGCACCACCGCCGCCGCGGCCUCCUCCACCUCCCUGCAGGUGAGGGUGUCCAGCCCCUCUCCUGUCCGCAGGGAGGUCCGCGGAGGAGGAGGCCAGCAUGGUGGCGCCAGCUACUCCCGCUCCUCUGCUGCCGGCGGCGGCAUGGCUGUGGGACGCAGGGCCGCCUCUGCCACGUCCGCCUCUGCUUCCCGCAAGUCCCUGAUGAUCAGCGGGUCUGCUGGGGCCGGUGGCAUGUGUAUGGGACCAAACGGAAAGCCUGUGGAUCUGGAUGCCGUGGCCGCAGAGAACGAGGAGUUCCGGGGCACUCGUACAAGCGAACGCAAAGAGAUGGUCGUGCUGAAUGACAGGCUGGCUGCGUACAUCGAAAAGGUUCGAUCCCUGGAGUCGCAGAAUAAGCUCCUGGAGACAGAAAUCGAGUCCCUGUCAAACCGCUUCCUGAAGCCCUCUGGCCUGCGCAGGCUCUAUGAAGAACAGCUGAUGGAGCUCAAGAACCUCGCUGAGCAGAUGAGGAGGCAACGGGACCUGGCUCUUGCCGCCAAGGAUGCCACCGCUUCCGAGCUUGAGAUGAUAAAGGUGAAAUAUGAAGAAGCAAUCGAACUGAGGAAGAAGGCUGAGAUGGAAAUCGAGAACUUCCGCCCGGAUGUUGAUGCCGCCACUUCCACCCGUAUCGCCCUGGAGAAACAGCUGGAGAAUCUCGAGUUCGAAAUCGAAUUCCUCAGGAGGGUCCACAGAGAGGAAAUUGAGGAACUGAUGAAACAGAUAUACGCUGCCCAAGCCACUGCAGCAGACGCCUUCGCCCUCCCAGACCUGUCCGGCGCCCUGAAACAGAUUCAGGCCGAUUAUGACGCCAUCGCUGCCAAGAAUCUCCAGGAAAUGGAUUCGUGGUACAAUUCAAAAUUCAAGGACAUGAACAGCAAAACCACGAGAACCGCGGACAAGAUGCGCGGUGCCAGGGAGCAACUUGCAUCGGCAAAGAAAGAGAUUGCAGGCAAAGAGAGAGACAAGGACGGCCUGCAAACCAAAAUCGACGGCCUGCAGGCAAAGGUAGCUGAAGCCCAAGACAAAUACAGGAAAGAGCUGGAGGCCCUUCAGGCCCGGAUUGAAGCACUACAGCUGGAGAUCUCAUCCACCAAGCAGAGAAUGGCAAAGAUCCUCUUAGAGUACCAGGAUCUGCUCAAUGUCAAGAUGAACCUGGAGAUUGAAAUCACAACAUACAGGAAACUAAUUGAGGGUGAGGACAUGCGCAUCACCGGAGUCGUAUCGGGAAUGAUGGGCAUGGCCGCAAUAGGUGGAUCAAGCAGCAUGAUGUCCGGAGCCAUGGGAGCUGGAAUGGCUGGUGGAUACGGUAUGGGCACCGGAAUGGCUGGCAGCGCUGGAAUGUCAGCCGGAAUGGGUGGAUUUGGAGCUGGAAUGGCUGGCGGAAUGGGUGGCGCUGGAGCCGGAUACAGCGGAGCUGGAAUGGGAUCUGGAGUUGGUGGCACUGGAGCCGGAAUGGGAACAGGAAUGGGAGCUGGAGUUGGUGGAGCUGGAGCCGGAGCCGGAAUCGGUGGUGCUGGAGCCGGAUUCGGUGGACCCGGAGCCGGAAUCGGUGGUACUGGAGCUGGAUUCGGUGGACCCGGAGGCGCAAUUGAUGGAUCUGGAGCCGGAAUCGGUGGAGCCGGAAUCGGUGGAGCCGGAUUUGGAGUCGGUGGAGCUGGAAUUGGCAGCACUGGAGCCGGAAUGGGAGCUGGAAUUGAUGGAUCCGUAGCUGGAAUUGAUGGAUCUGGAGCCGGUAUGGGUGGACCUGGAGGCCGAUACGGUGCUACUGGAGCAGGAUCCGGAAUAGGUGGGCCAGGAGCUGGAAUGGGAGCCGGAAUUGACGGAUCGGAUGCCGGAAUUGGUGGCGCUGGAACUGGAAUUGGUGGCGCUGGAACUGGAUAUGGUGGAGCUGGAACCGGAUAUGGAGGAGACGGAGUAGGCUCUGGAAUCGAUGGCGCUGGAUACGGAAUCGGUGGUGCUGGAGCCGGAAUGGGAGGCGGAAUUGAUGGAUCCGGAGUUGGAAUUGAUGGAUCCGGAGCCGGAAUUGAUGGAUUCAAAUCUGGCAUGGGACCUGGAAUGGGCGGAGCUGGUGCUGGCAUGGGAGCCGGUAUGGAUGGAACCGGAGCUGGAGUCGGACUUGGUGCCGCCGGAAUGGGUUCCGGAAUCGGUGGAGCUGGAGCAGGAAUGGGUGCCGGAAUCGGUGAAGCUGGUGCCGGAAUGGGUGCCGGAAUUGACGGAUCUGGAGCCGGAAUUGAUGGAACCAGAGCCGGAAUGGGACCAGGAAUGGGCGGCACUGGCAUGGAAGGCGGUAUCGAUGGAACCAGAGCUGGAGCUGGAGCAGGAGCCGGCAUGGGUGAAAUGGAAGGCGGCCUAAUGGCUGGAGGAAUGGGUCCCGGAGGAGAAGACGCCAUGGGCGCCGGAAUGGCAGCAGGAGUCAAAGGUGGUGCAGGCGCUGGAGGAGUCGGAGCUGGAAUGGCUGCCGGAGAAGGCGGCUAUGGCUAUGGGGAUGAUGACCUGGCAGCUGGACUGGGCGACGGAACUGGAUCCGCAGCUGGACCUGGACCUGGAGCCAGAGCUGGUGUCGGAGCAGGGGCGGGGGCAGGGGCAGGUGCAGGGGGAGUUACAGGUGCUGCUGGCGAAGACGGCGGCAUGGUAGGAGGAGCAGGAAUGGAAGCAGCUGGGCUUGGCGCAAUGGGGAUGGGAGCUGAAGCUGGAGGAGUGGCCGGAUCUGCUGAAAUGGGCAUGGGACUGGGAGCUGACGCUGCAUCUGUAUCUGCAAUGGCGAUGGGUGGUCAAGCCACUGCUACAGCCAGAGCUGCAGCCGGAGCAGCAGCCGAGGCCAGCGCUAGUGCCUAUGCCGGAGCUGGUGCCAGUGCCACUGCCACUGCCAGUGCAGGAGCCUCCAGAGGAAUGGGAAUUGGUGCUGGGACCACAGCCGGAGUCGGAGCUGGCGGCAGAGCGUCGGCGGGCAUGGGCAUGGCCGGGCAGAAGGGCAUCAGUGCUGCCGCUCUGGGAGCCGGAGUGGCCAACGGCGGAGCAUUCGGCAUGCAUGGCAGCCACACCAUCGCCGUGGAGCAGGCCGUGGAGAUGACCGAGAGGAAGACCUUGCUCAUCAGGACUGUGAAAAAUGACGACGAAAUCAUUGAGCACGACACACAGGAGUGUAACUACAUCAUCGAGGGUGCGGCCGACGAGGAGGAAGAGUAGAGAGAGAGCCCUAGCCACUCAGGACCGCUGACCCCACACUGGUGGCCCGGGGUCACGACCCUUCACCCCUCGACCUUGUCACAACACCAUGAAGAUGUCAACACUCGCAAGAUGCUUCUCCCUCCCUCUCUGUGUGUGUUGAAAGCUGGCCGUGAGGGGUUUUAUGUUGUAGAAAACCACCAUGUGCCUUCUUAAUACUGUUUCCCAGCAAGGAUUAAAUAAAAAGCUCUCAGCAUUAA
Molecule: messenger RNA, 3638 nt
Organism: Engraulis encrasicolus (European anchovy)
Lineage: Eukaryota; Metazoa; Chordata; Actinopteri; Clupeiformes; Engraulidae
Product: fibroin heavy chain-like
Exons: 11
Coding region: 124-3399 (1091 amino acids)
Biological process (GO): intermediate filament organization
Cellular component (GO): intermediate filament; cytoplasm
Molecular function (GO): structural constituent of cytoskeleton
Source: RefSeq, a predicted model, not a curated record